Messenger RNA from Carassius carassius (crucian carp), 2229 nucleotides. RefSeq names its product MON1 secretory trafficking family member Bb (gene mon1bb). The coding region runs from base 433 to 2211 and encodes 592 amino acids. The record is from RefSeq and is a predicted model, not a curated record. The transcript has 7 exons. Gene Ontology annotation, biological process: vesicle-mediated transport; protein targeting to vacuole. NCBI's taxonomy places the organism in Eukaryota, Metazoa, Chordata, Actinopteri, Cypriniformes, Cyprinidae.
UUGUUUUCUAUCGAUUUUAAUGUGAGGCUUCCUGGAGCACCGGCGGCUGAGUCAGUUUCGCAGAACGAAACCUUUUGGUUUUGAUUUGUCGUUAGUAAUUUAUUCAGUCAGACAUGAAUGUGAUUAAGACGACGAACGUUAGUGGAUCAGUUCACGAGAUGAGCCAUUUAUGGGGGGAGAUCGUAUGCUUUUCCCAUAUAUAACGUAGACUAGCUUAAGUUAGUGUCCUGUAAUCUGUUCAAUAAUUUGGACCAGUUCGUAUUAUGUAAAUAUCGCGAUCGAUAGUCAUUCAUCGUUGUUAAAGUUUCUGCUUGAGAAGACGUGCGUUUUGGUGUUUAAACUCCACGAGCGGUGCAGAUAUGGGAUAACAGCAGUAAUUAGAUUAAACGGCUUUAGACUCCAUUUUUGUAAACUAACUGUUUGCAUGUUGACAUGGAUCAGAGUCAAGAGAGUGGGAAUAUGGAGGAGGUGAGGAUAUGUGAUCCAUCCAUCCUUCCACAAUGUCUUGAUCAGAUAGAUGCUGCUUACUCAGAUAGUGACGUCCCAUCAGAAAACCAUUGUGUUAAUGAAGAUCACCGGAUGCCUUCAGACCCAGAGGGGCUCUUGGAGUCAGCAGACCCCACAUCAGUAGAGAUCUGCCAACAACAAGAGCUUUUAACAGAUAUGCAGAAGCUCCACACAGAUGAAGACCGCUCUCUGUGCGCCGGGGCUUCGGAGACUGAUUCUGGGAAAGCGUCUGAGGACUCUGCAUUAGCCGACAGUGGCCACGAUGACUCGGGUGAGUUUGUCGUAACCAUGUUAGCUCAGGGUAAGAUGGAGGAGCAGGGAAUUGGUAUGGAAGGAGCCUUGUCCUCUCUAUCUGAGACCGGCACACCUCCGGGACCUCCCUCGCACAGGAACGAGGAUGUGACGGCGGAGAGUUGGAGACAGCACAGGAAGCAUGUAUUUGUGCUGAGUGAGGCUGGGAAGCCCAUCUAUUCCCGAUAUGGAAGUGAGGAGGCCCUGUCCUCCACUAUGGGAGUGAUGAUGGCCUUGGUGUCCUUCGUUCAAAGUGGAGACAACAUCAUUCGCUCCGUUUACUCCGAUGAGCACACGGUUGUAUUCAUGCAGCGUGGUCCUCUGGUGCUGGUGUCCGUCUCCAGCAGCCGUCAGUCAGAGCAGCAGCUCUGUAACGAACUGCUCUACGUCUACAACCAGAUCGUCAGCAUGCUCACGCAGGCCAGCAUCACCCGCAUCUUCGAGCACAAGAAGAACUACGAUCUGCGUCGCCUGCUGGCCGGCUCGGAGAAGAUCCUCGAUGGCCUCCUUAACCUUGUGGACUCAGACCCCAGCCUCCUACUCUCCGCCGUGCACUGUCUCCCCUUGGCCUCAUCUCUCAGGGACUCGCUCAGUCAGAUUCUCCAGAAGGCCAUCACGCCUAACCUGGUCUUCUCAAUCCUCAUAGCCAAGAACCAGCUGCUCACCAUAGUGCAAGAGAAGAUGGUCAUCGACGAUGCCCGACUAGAGCCUGCUGACCUCCACCUGCUGCUGAACCUCAUCGGGGCCUCGUCUGCCUUCCAGGCUGGGGAGAUCUGGACGCCCAUCUGCCUGCCCAGUUUUAACCCUGACUGUUACUUUUAUGCGUACAUCUCGUAUCUGGACCCUCCUGAAUGUACUGUUUGUCUGGUUCUUCUCUCCACUGAUAAAGAGGCGUUUUAUUCUGUGGCCGAGUGUAAGAGAAAGAUCGAGGAGGCAAUGCAAACGCAGAAUGCACUCAGCUCCAUAGCUAAAGCACAUUCGUACAGCGUUAGUCAGGUGGGAGUGUCUGACCUCAGGCAUUUCAUGUACAAGCCUUUUGAUGUGCCCGACAACCAUCGCCAGCUAACACAGUUCACCAGCCCAGAGAUGGAAGCGCCGUACAGCAGUGAGGAGGAGCGGAUGAGACUCCUGGACCUGUACAGAGACAUGCAUGGCCGAAUCCACAGCACCUCACGCCCCCUCAAGCUUAUCUACCACGUGGCCGAACGUGAGACUCUGCUGGCCUGGGUCACGAGCAAAUUCGAGUUAUAUACAUGCUUCAGUCCCCUUGUCACGAAAACCUGUGCCAUCAAUGCCAUCACUAAACUGCUGCGCUGGAUCAAGAAGGAGGAAGACCGUCUGUUUAUCCGAUACCCUCCAAAAUACUCCACCACCCCUAACCCCAGUAAGAGCUCUAAAGGAGAUGCACAUUGACCAGACGGACCCGACGUG